AUGGCCAAGACUUUCCAAUUCCAGGACAUCCAAGUCAACUCGCCAGGCUUCGGCGCCAUGGGCCUGAGUUUCGGCCUGGGAAGCAAUCUGAGCUUGGAAGAAGCUGAACCCGUUCUACUUAAGGCAAUUGAGCUCGGAUGCACAUUCUGGGAUACAGCAGUUGUUUACCAGGCUGGUGUUAACGAGAAGCUUCUCGGCGACUUCAUCAGAAAGCACAACGUGCGGGACAAGGUGUUCAUCGCUUCCAAGUGUGGAUUUGACGUUUUUGGCUCCGGCGGUAUCACCAACUCUGCUUCUCACAUCAAGCAGUACAUCGAGGGCACUAUCGAGAGACUUGGUUUCACUCCUGACCUCUACUACCUUCAUCGCAUUGAUCCCAACACGCCCCUCGAGGAGUCCGUCACAGCGCUCGAUGAGAUCCGCAAGGCGGGCAAGACGAAGUACAUCGGUCUUUCUGAGUGCUCAGCGGCCACCCUUCGCAAGGCCAACUCAAUUGCCAAGAUCGAUGCGCUUCAAGCCGAGUACUCAGCUUUCGAGACCAUCCACGAGACUGACGGUUUGAUUGAAGCUGCAAAGGAGCUCGGAGUUGCAUACGUGGCUUACAGCCCCCUGGGUCACGGAUGGCUCGUUGAUGACUUCCAGUACAAGAGCCCAGACGACUUUGCACCCAACGAUUUCCGUCGUGGAAGUCCCAAGUUCCAAGGCGAGAACUUCUACAAGAACAAGGCUAUUGUUGAUGAGAUCAAGAAGCUUGCUGUGCGCAAGGGAGUCACGCUGCCUCAGAUUGCCCUUGCCUGGGUUGCCGCUCAGGGAAUGAUUCCUAUUCCUGGCACAACAAAGGCCAAGAGAUUAGAAGAGAACUGGGUAUCAAGAGACGUUGUUUUCUCCGACGAGGAGAGGGUGGAGAUGCGGAAGAUUAUCGAUGCGGCCAAGCCGCAUGGGAACAGAUACAACCCAACCCAGCAGGCUAUGGUUGGGCACUAA
This is a messenger RNA of Colletotrichum costaricense, 984 nucleotides long. RefSeq names its product alcohol dehydrogenase. The record is from RefSeq and is a predicted model, not a curated record. Lineage: Eukaryota; Fungi; Ascomycota; Sordariomycetes; Glomerellales; Glomerellaceae. The coding region runs from base 1 to 984 and encodes 327 amino acids. Gene Ontology annotation, cellular component: cytoplasm. The transcript has 6 exons.